Molecule: messenger RNA, 1078 nt
Organism: Culex pipiens pallens (northern house mosquito)
Lineage: Eukaryota; Metazoa; Arthropoda; Insecta; Diptera; Culicidae
Product: transcriptional activator cubitus interruptus-like
Exons: 2
Coding region: 169-471 (100 amino acids)
Biological process (GO): regulation of transcription by RNA polymerase II
Cellular component (GO): nucleus
Molecular function (GO): RNA polymerase II cis-regulatory region sequence-specific DNA binding; DNA-binding transcription factor activity, RNA polymerase II-specific
Source: RefSeq, a predicted model, not a curated record
ACAUUUUUGACCAAGUAGCAGGUAAGAAGCGUCUUCAGUGUAACUCCCGAUCAGCACUAACGUUAAACUUCCUAUUUCCAGCAAAUCAUCGAUAUCUCUAGCGAGAAGUAGGAACAGCCAACCUCCUCGUCCAACCAGUGACACGACAAGAAGCGGACAACGCAAGCAAUGCUCAGCAGACAAGUCCUGCGAUCGCUACCUUCGAAAAGCCGUACACCGCGUCCGACCGGCCAAAACACCAGACCCGCACCUACAGAAAUGAGAAGCACUACCAAGCGCUACACCGAUCCGAGUUCGCUGGACAAGCACGUCAAGGCGGUGCACGGGCCGAACUUUUACGCGAACAAGAAGCAAAAGGGCUACGGGUACCAGCACGACGAAGAAGGCUCGAACCCCAUGUUAGACGGAAGCCGUCGGUCGGAGGACAUGCAUGGCAUGGCAUGGCACACAAUGGCAAGACAACGAGCAUGAGCAGUCCAAGCAUCAAGUCGUAGUCGGACGCACACUCGACGGGUCAACCACCGUUCAGCAGUUCGAUGUUGAUCUCGGCGCUUACUGCUAGGCUGGUGGACGAUUACAACGGUGCAGCAUGCAGCUGGGCGGUCUCGGAGCUUUUGAUGAUCCGGCUUGGCCGUACGUGGACGAGAAUUUGCAGGUGAGUUUGAAAGUUGAUCUAGUGACGUAUUUAGCUUGUCUAACUUAUGGUCUCUUCAAUUUCAGGUCGCCGAUCUGCCACACGUCCUGCAGAAUAUGGUUGACCUCGGCGGUCCGGCCGCAGGAGGUUCUCGGAAUCGCUUCAAGAAUCGCAUCAACAAUAAUGGUUUUCUGAUGAGUCCAACAUCCCGGAGAUCAACAGCCAACGCCACUUUGGGCUCGUCGGGUUUGACCGGCAAAUAACCGAUCUCAAAAUGGAACCGGGCACGACUCCGCCUUUGCCCAUCGCCAAGAACAACUGCCAGACGACAGAUUUGAUAGGUUUGCGAACUCCGCCGCCGACGUGUGUACAGAGCCCGAUCUCGACUAUGCGCCCGCAGCAACUACAAUUCAUCGUCCUACGAUUCGAUGUCACCGAGAAGCU